CGCAUAAUCGCACGUCUGACAGCUGGAUCAUCAUCGACAAGAAUGUGUACAACAUAACGGAUUUCCAGGCGGAGCAUCCAGGGGGGGACCGGAGUAAAUUUUUUUUUUUUUUUUCCUUUCCUCUUUAUCCGUGGGUAAUGUAGUAUACUAAUGGGAAUAGUCUUGCACAAGGUGGCUGGGACAGACGCCUCCAAGGAGUUCCACAAGCAUCAUCGCGACUCCGUGCUGAGUCGGUAUCAGGAGCGGUUACAGGUGGGGGUAUUGAACGAGGCAGCGUCGGGGGCGAAGAAGAGUUUUUUGCGACGGUUGUUCAAAUCAUAGACAUACAGGAUUACCAAGAUGAGUUCAUGAAUGGAUAAUAUACACGAAAUGAAUAGUAUGUAUGAG
Aspergillus campestris IBT 28561 is the source of this 387-nucleotide messenger RNA. RefSeq lists its product as uncharacterized. The coding region runs from base 151 to 321 and encodes 56 amino acids. Lineage: Eukaryota; Fungi; Ascomycota; Eurotiomycetes; Eurotiales; Aspergillaceae. The transcript has a single exon. The record is from RefSeq and is a predicted model, not a curated record.